UUAUCAUUAAUUAAAAAAUAUAUUGCAAAAAGAGAAAAAAAAAAGAAAAUGAAACGAUGAAAAUGGCCAAAUUAUGCCAACAUAUUAGCAUCAGUUAGAAUUAUAUUCGGCUUCUAUUGUUCUUGAAUACGAAUCCAAAAAUCGAACAAAGAAUAAGUGAAGAAGUUUAUGUAUUAGGUCGAACCGUAGAUGCCUACAAAUUAAUUACAUUCGUAUAUACGUGAGCAUAUUUUCUAAAUUUUAAUAAAUAAAUGCUUCUUUAAACAAAUCAAUCUGAAACGAUUCAUUGCGUAGAGAUUCCUAAUAUUAAGGAAAUGGAUAGCGUAAUUUAGAUGCUUCUCUCUUUUUUAACAAUAGGUAAAGAUAAUUCUUUUCGGCACUUUUAAGUCUUCAUAUAUGACCGGUUUGGAGUAUAUUGAAUUUGUCAUGCAACUUGCAGCACUUACAAAGAAAAACAUGUGAACAAUGUUUCAAAGGAAACAUUAUCGGAAACACGUAUUCAUUUAAAUGGGAUGCUUUGUAAUAUCAGAACGAAGAAAAGAUUUACUUUUUUUACAUCUAUCAUUUAGGCGACAUUGAAGCAAGAGUGGUUUGGGAAAUUUCAUUCCAGAAGUCUCAAUCUGGGCCAGUAGAGCAAUUGAUACCGAUCAAAAAAUAUAGCUUUACUCGACUUCAAACAACUGCCGAUAUCCGAUAAGUCAUUAACUUUUUCUUUUGCAUUAUUUCCAUUUUCGCCGCUUUUCGAAUUUAUGUACAAAGAAAAUCAGUAGAUUCCACUUUCACUUUACGUACCAUCUAUGGUGAAGCCCAUUACCGUAAAUGUCUCUCUUAUCGCAUAUAUUGAUAUAUAAAUAAAUAUGUAUCUAGAACUUUUAAGAUCGUAAAACGCUAGGAGCAAGGAGAUAUGAAAACUUUCUUCUCUUAUGGCCGUUUUGCUAAAAACUCCUCAAAUUAUAAUAUAGAGUUGUUCACUGCUUCAAUGGUAGGCAUUUUUGGAUGCGUACAACAUUAUGACGCUCGGUAAGCGUUCGGAAAAAGCCAAUGCAAUUAAUAAAAAAACGGAUCAACAGUAUGUGAAUCCAACAUUUGAACAGGAUAGCGUACUGCAACAUAAACACGGUGUUAAUAUAAUGAACGCCACUCAGGGCUUCAACUGCAAGGAAGACGGACCCAGGUCGUCCGGUGAUACGACAUAUUGUGUGCAUAACAAUAGUACUAAUACACAUCGAAAGGAUCACAGGCGUCAAGAGUCAAUGUACCAAAUGACAGGUCUCUACUCGGAAACGAACAGUGGUGAUGACAGCAGUAUUGAUAUAGCACAAGAUAAUCAUAGGCCAGAGGCCAUUAGUAGUACUGCCAAAACAACAGCCAUUGUUCUCGCGAACAAUACCCGCAAUCUACAAACAAAAGCUUCCUCCUGUUCCAGUGACACCGUUAUUAAAUGUCAUAGUCGUCAAUCUUCGGCUGUCUUGUGCAGCAGCAAUGCACUUCACAAUCAUAGUAAUUUGCAUGGUCCAUAUGCGACUGCGGCAGCGACAACUAGCAAUAAUAAUAACGCCUGUGGCCUCAAUAACGAUGACAAUGAUUUGCAGUCACAAGAUUGCGGCAUUUUGGGAUGUCGACCGCGCGGCAUACAAAAAUAUGCUCGCAUUAAGAUAUUUGUGCUGUUACUGUCUAUGUUGGUCACUUUGCAGCAGGCACUUAGUUCAGGAUACAUCAAUUCAGUAAUAACGACAAUUGAGAAACGCUUUGAAAUACCCUCAAGUUAUUCGGGACUGAUAGCUUCCAGCUAUGAAAUUGGAAAUGUGAUAACCGUAAUAUUUGUUAGUUAUUUAGGAAGUAGGCGCCAUAUUCCGGUUUGGAUUGGAAUUGGCGCUGUUAUUAUGGGCGUAGGCUCGUUAAUUUUUAUGGUGCCCCAUUUUACGGGCGAACUGAAUCCUGGAGUUACCAUUAUCAACGAGACUAGUGACAAUAUUUGUCGUAGUGCUUUGAUUCGUAACCAAGAUAUGGAUUUAGGGAGAUUAUCGAGUGGUUUGUCAAAUCCACCUCUGGCGCCGCACACUUUGCGUGAAGAUAAUUGCUUGGAGGUGAAGUUGUCAACAUUUGGCCCUGUGCUACUUUUUGUAAUUGCUCAGCUGCUGCUAGGAUGCGGCGGUAGUCCAUUAUUUACGUUAGGUACAACAUAUGUCGAUGACCAUGUAAAAACGGAAAGCUCUUCCAUGUACAUAGGUUGUAUGUAUAGUAUGGCUGCUUUUGGUCCUGUCGUCGGCUUCUUAUUAGGCGCCUAUUUAUUAUCCUUUCACAUGGAUUCGUUGUCGUCAUCUAUCAUUUCCAUUGAUCCAGGCGAUAGGCGAUGGGUAGGCAUGUGGUGGGGUGGUUUUUUACUAUGUGGUGUCAUGCUAUUAAUUGUGGCGAUACCAUUCUUCUCAUUCCCUAAAGUACUUACACAUGAAAAGAAAAAAAUACGAAAAACUUCCGUACUGGUACAGCCAGCUAUCCCGAAUAAUUCAAAUAGUUUGCCUAGAAAUACUGAUGAAAUGGGUAAAAUCCGAAAAGAAAUUGUGGCUGUCACUGCUAAAGAGGAAACUGAGAAGCCGAUAAUUGACACAGGAUACGGAAAGGAUAUCAAAGACAUACCGCAAUCAAUGUUACGUUUGGUCACUAAUCCCGUGUAUAUUGUUACCUGUUUGGGUGCAUGCAUGGAAUUGAUGAUUGUAUCGGGAUUCGUCGUCUUUCUACCAAAAUAUUUGGAAACUCAAUUCAGUUUAGGCAAAAGUCAGGCAAGCGUGUUUACCGGUUCCAUUGCCAUACCUGGAGCUUGCAUUGGCAUUUUUAUUGGUGGUUGCAUAUUAAAACGAUUUCAAUUGAAACCAAAAGGUGCAGUGACUUUUGUACUGGUCUCGAAUAUCGUCUGUUUGGGCUGUUACGCUUUGCUCUUCUUUCUGGGAUGCGAUAACUUAAAGAUGGCCGGCACAACUAUACCGUAUUAUAAUAAUACUAAGCAUGCUUCAAUUGAACCAUUUCAAGUUAAUCUAACGGCGGCAUGUAAUUUCGGAUGCGAAUGCCUAACCAGUGAUGUGGAACCUGUAUGCGGCAAUAACGGUUUAACCUAUUUUAGUCCAUGUCAUGCUGGUUGCACAGCAUUCUCUUCAAGUUCGAAUUACACUAAUUGUGCCUGUGUUCAUGCGAAUACAUCCAGUAGCAUAUUUCGUGGCACUCGCACUGGCGGUAGUCAAGCACAAGCCUUAAAUGUUAACGGACAUUUUGAUGAAGUCACAGUUGUUCCUGUUGCCACUGCCGGUCCCUGUACCACACCUUGCCGAACGAUUUAUCCAUUUCUUAUAUUAUUAUUUUUUAUGACCUUCAUAGUGGCAGCUACACAAAUGCCUUUACUGAUGAUUGUUUUGCGUUCUGUUUCCGAAGAAGAACGUUCUUUUGCAUUGGGUAUGCAAUUCGUGAUAUUUCGAUUAUUCGGCUAUAUUCCAGCACCUAUUUUAUUCGGUAAUCUAAUCGAUUCUACAUGUUUGUUAUGGAAAUCUACAUGCGGUGAGAAAGGUGGGCGUUGCUUAAUAUACGACAUUGAAAAAUUCAGAUACAAAUAUGUAGGUUUAUGUGCUUCAGUAAAAAUUAUCGCAUUAGGGAUAUUCAUUGUCGAUUGGUGGUUGGUGCGCAGACGUAGACAUUUGGAUAAAACGAAGCCUCUAAAUACCCAUGAUCCUGUAAUUGGCUCCAUUAUUAGUCUCGAUAAGCUAUUUGAUGAAAAAAUUUAUGGUCCAGAGACGAGUCUUAAUUAUGAGAAUGAUGAUGACUUGGCACAUAAAGAGGAGACAUUCCGUCAUUCGCGAAAUGAUUCACGUACAAUACAAUUAGAAUAUGGUUACGACAAAUGCAAUAAUACUAUAGUGGUGACACCGUCUUCAACCGUACAAACAAAAUCGAAAAAACAUUUCCGCAGUGCAUCGUGUGACGUGAAAAUGAUACGUAGCUUCGCUAAGGAUCAUAACACUAAUGUGGCUAAUAUGGAUGUUGGGGAAUCAUCGAAAUUUCGCAAUCUUAAGAAAAUACAUAUGCAUUCACGGAAUAACUCAAGCGAUCUUAACGCUGAAUUCCGCACAAAGCUAUUAGCCCAAAGUAAUUCGAUAUCACGAGAUGAUCCUGCCUUAAGUAUACGCUAUAUUCAAAAUCAAUUAAAGCCGCAAGCAGAUGAGGAGGACGAAGAUGAACUCACCACUGGUUGCGGUCAUUUUGUGCGCAAGCAUUCACGCAAUCAUUCUUACGAUCAAAUUUAUAUGCCCAAUAAUAUACGUUUCGAUCCCGAGUUCCUACGCGGUCACAAUAAGAAAAAUGUCAAUUUGCUCAAAAAUGUAGUGGAGGGCAAGCAGAAAAACUCCAAUGAAACAACCGAGGCCGUAUCGCGAGGCCAUUCACGCAACAAUUCAAAAGACUUAAACACGAAGGUUUCUCUUAGCACAGCAGGUAGUAAUAAUGCGAUAGCAAUUACGCCCACAGCCGCGCUUCCUGUUAUAACGACGGCAACACCGGAAAGCACUUUAAGCAUUUUGCGGCACCGUCGCACCAACUCCAAAGAACUCAAUCAUAUCUUAAAUUCCCCAAUAGCAGGGUGUAAUAAUGAACAUCAGGUACAAGUGCCCUCAAUUUCCAGUAGCAAUGGCACCGUUACCGGUUAUUCAAUUAAUCAUAAGAAGCACUCACGCAAUUCGUCGCAUCAGAAGAUACAGAUCGAUGAUGAUCGCAGUGGUCUUAUCGAUAAUAUUGGAACUGAUGGCAUCGACAAUGGUGCUAAUGAUGAUGACGAUGAUGAUGAUGAUGAUGGUGAUGAUGAUAGCAAUGAAGAAAAUAAGAAAAUCGGCAAACUAUAAAGAAGAUACGCAUUACGAAAUUCUAAUAACAUCAUAAUAGAAGAAGAGGAUGGGAAAUUAUGCCGCAUAUAAUGCAGGCCUUAUAUUUCCAUAAACUUUAAUAAAAUUAAGCUCAUAUCCAUGCAUAUAAACACGAAACAAAAAGCGUUUCUCAAGUACGUUUAAAAAAAUUUCAAUCAUUUUUGUACUUAAGCAUAUACAUAGAUCUAUCAGCAGAUAUUUCUCGAUAUUCAAUAUAUAAGUUCAUCUAUAUAAAUAUUUAAAAAGUUGAAAUAUUUCUCCCCAAUAAUAUUUUGAACAUUUGCGCGUUAAUCGAAUGAUAUCUGACUGAAUUGUUGCUCACUUUCAUUAUUCAUGAAAUCAAUCAGUGAAUGAAUCAAUCAAUUAAUGGCAAUUAUUUGACUUACGGAGGAGCUUCUUUAGCUUCUUUUAGUUUCUUACUACUUUCGCUAUAAUUUUUUACAUUUUCAAAAUUGCCAUUAGUCAACCAUAAUAAUGACAAAAGCACGGGAAGUCCUUUACAUUUAUCUUAAUGUUAACUUCCAAGUGCUUAAGACAAUGGCGUUGGAAAGCUGGAAAUAAAAUCGAUUAGGAGGGAAAAGUUCCCUCCAAUUUUAUGGCGUUUCUUUAAAGACUUUCUUAACUUAUAUGCAAAUUGUGAAAUAAGGCUAUGAAGAAAUAAACAAAAAAUAUAAUGAAUCAGAGAUGAGAGAAACGGAUAUAAGGAAAUUUCAUACAAUUUUUCCUUGGAAUAACGUUUGCUUCAAUCCCAAUCAUUUCUAGCAUAAGCAAAUCUCAAUGACAUUAAAGCAGGGUUAACGAUAGCAAUAAAUUUGCUGUCUUUUAAAGGGAAAGGGGUUAUAAUGUUCACUCCCGGUCACUCGCUCUUGACGAUUUACUAUAUAUUAUCUCUUGCGUGGAACAUUGUUUGCUAAAUAAGUAAUCAAAACCUAUUGGCCGUAAGUCAAUGCUUAAGAGAAAUAUUUUCAAGGAUACCUUGCCGCCUUGAUAUCAAAAUGCCUUCAAUAUAGCCUUAUCUAUGAUUGAAACCUAUUUAGCUACCCAUAGAUUAAACUUACUUGGGUAAGUUGAUUGAUACGUUUAUCAGACGAAAGUCUGCUUUUUGACGAAGAACACUCAUUACAGAGAGCUUUCAAAUGUUUUCCAUAUAAUAUUAUAACUUCUAGCUGCCCAUAAUUUAAUGUAUCUGAUAUGAAGAUAUAUAUAAUUAAAAAGAAAAAGAAAAAAAAAAAACAAAAAAACAAAAAUGAUUUGAUACAAAUAACCUUAACCUUUGGCGGCUGCCCAAGGUAUGUCCGGAAGUUUUCAAUAUUAAACGUCUGCAUAUUUCCAAAUGGAAUUCCUCUAGCUGGCCGUAGAUAGAGUAAAAGUAAGUUCUUUUGCCAAUAGUCCAGUGCUUUUGUAGCAUUUGUAGCAGCGAUAAAAGUGGCUGUGUAUGUAAAUCAAGUUUUUUUUUUUUUUUUUUUCUGUUUUUUUUUAACGUAUUUUUAUAGAUAAUAUAGUCCAAUGUCCAAUAAGUCCCAAUAGAUACGUCCAUUUUUUAUAUGGUAAAUAAAUUAAAUGAGAAUUCGAUAAUCAUUUAUUUCAAUCAUUCUUACGAUAGAUUUAGAGUGCGUUCGUUUAUAUUUUACUUAAUAUUAAUUAAAUUAAAAAACGUUUCAAGUAGAUUUUGAUUCCGGAUUUUACAAAGAGGGAUGAAUCUUUAAAGCUACAAAUUUGAUUAUAUUUUAUGAAAAAUUGUUAUGAAAGCAUACAUACAGUGCUGUUGUAUACGUGAUGAAAGACGAUGUGUAUAUGUAUGUGAUUAUAAUUUAUUGAAAAUAUCGUAUAAGAGUUUAAGAUUUUAUUAUUAAGUUGAAUUUUGAAGUAAUGGAAAAAUCUGUAUAAGAAUUCAAUUAAAUGCAUUUUGCAUACUACAGAUACACUAUUGUACAAAAUAUGUAAUGAUUUUUAAUAGUUUUACUUUGACAACUUGUGGGUAUUCAUUACAUUCAGAAGGGAAGAAGAAAAACAAAAAAAAAAAAAAAA
Messenger RNA from Glossina fuscipes, 6929 nucleotides. RefSeq names its product solute carrier organic anion transporter family member 4A1 (gene Oatp30B). NCBI's taxonomy places the organism in Eukaryota, Metazoa, Arthropoda, Insecta, Diptera, Glossinidae. The transcript has 12 exons. Gene Ontology annotation, molecular function: protein binding. Bases 1011 to 4880 code for a protein of 1289 amino acids. The record is from RefSeq and is a predicted model, not a curated record. Gene Ontology annotation, biological process: transmembrane transport; sodium-independent organic anion transport. Gene Ontology annotation, cellular component: membrane.